UCCGGGAUGGGACGCGUACCAUCUACUUCACAUUCCCCCCUUCCUGUUGUCCUUCUGUUUCCUUUCCCGGCCCUCGAACAACCCACGCUUCUCUCCUUCCUGUAUCGCUGACCUUCAUCUUCUUCGUCCUUCCGAUGGACAGGCCACAAGACAUGGCGCUUUUGCGCCUCCGGAACCCGAUCAAGGAGGUCGACUUCUUCUCCCAGAACGGUCGGCAAGAUGUCACUGAAGCUGGAGCCGGCGUUGCGUCACCUAAGGGCCAUCAGGAAGAGGAGGAAAACGCGCUGGCUCGUGGAGGCGCCUCUGUCAACACUGGAUUGUACCUUCUAACAGUGAAUUCUCAGGCCAGCCAAGUCGUCGUCGAUGAGGAGAAAUCAAAACACAAGUCGCAGUUUUCUGCGCUUCGGAUCGAGCUAAACCGAGUCAGGGAUGAGAACCGGAGAUUAAGAAGCAUGCUGGAUCAGCUCACAGAAAGUUACACUGCCCUACACAGUCAGCUUCUUCCAGCGGUGCAACAGAAAGAACACGAGAUCUACCGAUGGCAGGAUGGCAAGACCGGUGUGGCAAGACAAGGAGAACCAUCAGCACACCAAAUCAUGGAACAUGGACCGGCUCGCAUGCGGAUGAUCCACGGAAACUCCGAGGACGGCGACGGAGAACACUCCUCUUCGCUCAACAUAAUCUCCAGUGAUCGAGGCAUCAUUCCAUCCGCAGAAACACAGCACUCUCAGGUUGAUGGCUCCUCAGAGAACCCCAAUCUAACGCAAGAAACAAGCAGUACUGCUACACCAUCUGACCUCUCAAACCGGAGAGCAAGAGUCUCGGUGCGUGCUCGAUCGGAUGCACCAAUGAUCAGUGACGGCUGUCAGUGGAGGAAGUAUGGUCAGAAGAUGGCUAAGGGCAAUCCCUGUCCUCGGGCCUACUAUCGCUGUACCAUGGCUACCGGAUGCCCAGUUAGGAAGCAGGUGCAGAGAUAUGCCGAGGACAAGACGGUACUUAUAACCACCUAUGAAGGCAAGCACAACCAUCCUCUUCCUCCCGCCGCAAAAGCCAUGGCGAACACCACGUCGGCGGCCGCGGCCAUGCUACUCUCCGGCUCCACCACCAGCAAGGACUCGCUCGUCGCCUCCGCCAACGGCUUUCUGCACCCUCACAUACUCUAUGAUUCCACCAUGGCUACUCUCUCCGCCUCCACCUCGUUUCCCACCAUCACCCUCGACCUGACGAAGUCCGCGAACCCGAUCCAGCAGCUGCUGCAGCGGGCCCACCCUACGGUGUCCCCGCUCCAGAUGCCUUUCCCCAUAUAUGGCCUCCCGCAGAAGCUACCGAGCAUGGUCGGGCCGCAGACGUUGCAGCACGGACCGCGGCAGCAAGCGGUGGUCGAGAGUGUUACUGCCGCGAUCACCACCGAUCCAAACUUCACCGCGGCCUUGACCGCCGCCAUCACGUCCAUUAUGGGAGCUCCGACAAGUUCAACCGGAGCCGGCGGUAGCAAUGUGCCCUCUGCCGGGGCUCACAUGGUGCCUGGAUCUCCUCAGCUCCCCAAGCCCUGCACCACCUUCUCUCUUAAUUAGAAGGGCAUGCAGGUUCUUCAAGUGUCAUCAACUCAAGUCGCUUGGAUAGGCUAAGCUUUCUUGGUGUUUCAUUCGACAUAGUCACAGCAUACUUUGAUGCAGGAAACAGACAUAAAUAGCAGGAACAGAUACAUAUACUAUUUUGUGCAUAGAUAUUAUAGCAGUGGAAUAAUGCAAGAGGAAAUGAAAUAUCAUUUUUGAUAAA
Messenger RNA from Musa acuminata AAA Group (dessert banana), 1779 nucleotides. Its product is annotated as transcription factor WRKY5. The record is from RefSeq and is a predicted model, not a curated record. Lineage: Eukaryota; Viridiplantae; Streptophyta; Magnoliopsida; Zingiberales; Musaceae. Bases 135 to 1574 code for a protein of 479 amino acids. The transcript has 6 exons. Gene Ontology annotation, molecular function: sequence-specific DNA binding; DNA-binding transcription factor activity. Gene Ontology annotation, biological process: regulation of DNA-templated transcription.